Molecule: messenger RNA, 3974 nt
Organism: Ciona intestinalis (vase tunicate)
Lineage: Eukaryota; Metazoa; Chordata; Ascidiacea; Phlebobranchia; Cionidae
Source: RefSeq, a predicted model, not a curated record
GGACCUCACUCUAUUGGUUGUCUUACCACAAUCUGGAAUGAGGUUGGUUGCAAAGUCGAAGGUCUUAGAUAUCCUGGCGUCCUAACAAGUGCAGAUGUCGAUGCUUUAAAAAUCCUUAGUUUAAGAGAUGUAAGAUCAAACAUGGAAGGUGUGAAAUCAGCAGCUGAAGCUGGGAAUACUAAUAAUCAAUUGGAUUGUUAUGGAACAGUAUUUCCUGAAAAUUGUGCUUCGCAUGAUGGACCACACAGUGUGGAAUGCCUUACUACUAUCUGGGAAUCAAAAGGUUGUUUAAGUGAAGGAACCAAAGCUCCAGAUAAACUAGACUCGGCUGAGAAGGAAGCUUUGGAUUUGCUUAAUUUAGAUGAUGUUGGAAUUAAUUUUGAAACUAUUGAAGUUGAAGCUCGUGGUGGUGACAAAGAUAAAGGAUUGGAAUGUUAUGGAAUUGUUUAUCCUGAGAAUUGUGAUUCAUAUCAUGGACCUCACUCUAUUAAUUGUCUCAUCACAAUUUGGGAAGAAGUGGGUUGCAAGUUCAAGGGUCUUAGAUAUCCUGGUGAUCUAACAAAUGCAGACAUAAACACUUUUAAAAACAUGAAUUUAAGAAAUGUAAAUGCAAACAUGGAAAGUGUAAAAUCAGAAGCUGAUGGUGGAAAUGCGGAUCAACAAUUAAACUGUUAUGGCAUUGCAAUUCCCAAUAAUUGUGACUCUCACAAUGGACCACACAGUGUGGAAUGUCUUACAACUAUCUGGGAAUCAAAAGGUUGCUUAAGUGAAGGAGCAAAAGCUCCAGAUAAACUAAACACAGCUGAAAAAGAAGCAUUGGGCUUGCUUAAUUUAGAUGAUGUUGGACAUAAAUUUGGCACUUUGCGAAUUGAAGCUGAUGGUGGUGAUAAAGAUAAAGGAUUGGAAUGCUAUGGAAUUGAUUAUCCUGAAAAUUGUGACUCAUAUCAUGGACCUCACUCUAUUGGUUGUCUUACCACAAUCUGGAAUGAGGUUGGUUGCAAAGUCGAAGGUCUUAGAUAUCCUGGCGUCCUAACAAGUGCAGAUGUCGAUGCUUUAAAAAUCCUUAGUUUAAGAGAUGUAAGAUCAAACAUGGAAGGUGUGAAAUCAGCAGCUGAUAAUGGAAAUGAUAAUCAUCAGCUGAAUUGUUAUGGAACAGUGUUUCCCAAUAAUUGUGCUUCUCAUGAUGGACCACACAGUGUUGAAUGCCUUACAACCAUCUGGGAAUCAAAAGGUUGUUUGAGUGAAGGAACCAAAGCUCCAGUUAAACUAGACUCUGCUGAGAAAGAAGCUUUGGAUUUGCUUAAUUUGGAUGAUGUUGGAAUCAAUUUUGAAAGCAUACAAAUACAAGCUAAUGGUGGUGACAAAGAAAAAGGGUUGGAAUGUUAUGGACUCGAUUAUCCUGGAAAUUGUAAUUCUUUUCUUGGACCUCACUCCAUUGAUUGUCUUAUCACAAUCUGGGAAGAUGUUGGUUGUAAGGUUCAAGGUCUUAAAUAUCCUGGUGAUCUAACAAGUGCAGAUGCAGAUGCUUUGAAAAACAUGAAUUUAAGAAACGUAAGAGCAAACAUGGAAGGUGUGAAAUCAGCAGCUGAUGGUGGAAAUGUAGAUGAUCAAUUGAAUUGUUAUGGCAUUGCAUUUCCGAGUACCUGCAACUCUCACAAUGGACCACACAGUGUGGAAUGCCUUACAACUAUUUGGGAAUCAAAAGGUUGUUUAAGUGAAGGAACAAAAGCUCCAGAUAAACUCAACACAGCUGAAAAAGAAGCAUUGGACUUGCUUAAUUUAGAUGAUGUUGGACAUAGUUUUGAAACUUUGCGAAUUGAAGCUGAUGGUGGUGAUAAAGAUAAAGGGUUGGAAUGUUAUGGACUUGUUUAUCCUGAAAAUUGUGAUUCAUAUCACGGACCUCACUCUAUUGAUUGUCUUAUAACAAUCUGGGAAGACGUUGGUUGCAAGGUUCAAGGUCUUAAAUAUCCUGGUGAUCUAACAAGUGCAGAUGCUCAUGCUUUGAAAAACAUGGAUUUAAGAAAUGUAAGAGCAAACAUGGAAGUUGUGAAAUCAGCAGCUGAUGGUGGAGAUGCUGAUAAUCAGUUUAAUUGUUAUGGCAUAGCUUUUCCUAAUGGUUGUGGCUCUCAUAACGGACCACACAGUGUGGAAUGCCUUACAACUAUCUGGGAAUCGAAUGGUUGUUUAAGUGAAGGAGCGAAAGCUCCAGAUAAACUAAACACAGCUGAAAAAGAAGCGCUGGAUUUGCUUUCAUUGGAUGAUGUUGGCAUUAGUUUCGAAACUACGCGAAUUGAAGCUGAUGGUGGAGAUAAAGAUAAAGGAUUGGAAUGUUAUGGAAUUGUUUAUCCUGAAAAUUGUGAUUCAUAUCAUGGACCUCACUCUAUUGAUUGUCUUAUAACAAUCUGGGAAGACAUUGGUUGCAAGGUUCAAGGUCUUAAAUAUCCUGGUGAUCUAACAAGUGCAGAUGCUGAUGCUUUGAAAAACAUGGAUUUAAGAAAUGUAAGAGCAAACAUGGAAAGUGUGAAAUCAGCAGCUGAUGGUGGAGAUGCAGAUAAUCAAUUGAAUUGUUAUGGCAUAGCUUUUCCUAAUGGUUGUGGCUCUCAUAACGGACCACACAGUGUGGAAUGCCUUACAACUAUCUGGGAAUCGAAUGGUUGUUUAAGUGAAGGAGCGAAAGCUCCAGAUAAACUAAACACAGCUGAAAAAGAAGCGCUGGAUUUGCUUUCAUUGGAUGAUGUUGGCAUUAGUUUCGAAACUACGCGAAUUGAAGCUGAUGGUGGAGACAAAGAUAAAGGAUUGGAAUGUUAUGGAAUUGUUUAUCCUGAAAAUUGUGAUUCAUAUCAUGGACCUCACUCUAUUGAUUGUCUCAUAACUAUCUGGGAAGACGUGGGUUGCAAGGUUCAAGGUCUUAAAUAUCCUGGUGAUCUAACAAGUGCAGAUGCUGAUGCUUUGAAAAACAUGGAUUUAAGAAAUGUAAGAGCAAACAUGGAAAGUGUGAAAUCAGCAGCUGAUGGUGGAGAUGCAGAUAAUCAAUUGAAUUGUUAUGGCAUUGCAUUUCCAAAUGGUUGUGGCUCUCAUAACGGACCACACAGUGUGGAAUGCCUUACAACUAUAUGGGAAUCGAAUGGUUGUUUAAGUGAAGGAACAAAUGCCCCAAUUAAACUAAACACAGCUGAAAAAGAAGCGCUGGAUUUGCUUUCAUUGGAUGAUGUUGGCAUUAAUUUUAAAACUACGGGAAUUGAAGCUGAUAGUGGAGAUAAAGAUAGAGGAUUGAAAUGUUAUGGAAUUGUUUAUCCUGAGAAUUGUGAUUCAUAUCAUGGACCUCACUCUAUUGAUUGUCUCAUUACAAUCUGGGAAGAUGUUGGUUGUAAGGUUCAAGGUCUUAAAUAUCCUGGUGAUCUAACAAGUGCAGAUGCUAAUGCUUUGAAAAGCAUGAAUUUAAGAACUGUAAGAGCAAACAUGGAAGGUGUGAAAACAGCAGCUGAUGGUGGAAAUGCAGAUGAUCAAUUGAAUUGUUAUGGCAUUGGUAAGAUUUUAUUAUAUUGUUAUAUAUAUAUAUUUUUUUAAUAAUUACCCGCAGCAUUGGCUGUUUGGUAAAUACUGUAGCGUUUUCUUCUUUAGACAAAAGUAAGACCGCUCACGAACUCUCAACCACAAGCAACUCACUUUAUUCUUAAACUAUAAAAUGCAACGUCACGCCCACGCAAUUAACCAAUCAACAGCAGCACGCAAAAUACAGGAAUGUGCCAAUAAUGUAAAACGAAGGAAUGCGGUAAACGAAGGAAUGCGUAAACGAAGGAAUGCGGUAAUAGCAAUUAACUCACGCUCUGUAACUUAACAUAGACAUAGAAUAAAACAUAAAUCGCGUUCUGAAUAGAGGAAAUACACAGCUAAGACAUAAAAUAAAUACACAACUAUAAGAAUUCGUCACACUCCCCCCACUUAAACACGUUUGUCCCCAAACGAAUAACACA